AUGGAUUCGACGCUUCAGAACCGACUGUUCCCGGGUCUCACCAUCAAGAUCCAACGCAGUAAUGGUUUAAUUCACAGUGCCAAUGUAAGGACUGUCAGCAAAGAGAAAUCCUGUGUUUCAGUUGAAUGGAUUGAAGGAGAUGCCACAAAGGGCAAAGAGAUUGAUUUUGAUGAUGUGGCAGCAAUAAACCCAGAGCUCUUACAGCGUCUUCCCUUACACACAGAGGACAAUCUGCCCCUGAAGGAGAAUGUAACUGUUCAGAAGCAAAAACGCAGAUCAAUCAACUCCAAAAUUCCUGCUCCAAAAGAAGCUCUUCGUGGCCGCUCCACUCGCAUGUCCACGCUUGCAGAGUUUCGGGUCACCACUCAAGAGAAUGAUAUGGAGGUAGAGCUGCCCGUGUCUGCAAACCCUCGCAAGCAGCUGUCACUUCCCACUGGCCCCCCACGGCCCUCCUGCCAGGCAGUGGCUGAAAUACCAUUGACGAUAGUCAGCGAAGAGAUGGAAGAACAAGCCCAUUCCAUCCGAGGCAGCACUUCUGCAAACUCCGUAAAGUCAGUUCGGAGGAAAUCAUGUAUUGUGAAGGAAGUGGAAAAAAUGAAGAACAAGCGACAAGAGAAGAAGACCCAAAACUCUGAAAUGAGAAUAAAGCGAGCUCAGGAGUAUGACAGCAGUUUUCCGAACUGGGAAUUUGCCCAGAUGAUUAAAGAAUUUCGGGCUAAUUUGGAAUGUACUUCGCUUAAUAUGAUGGAUCCUAUUGAAGAGCACAGGAUAUGUGUCUGUGUUCGAAAACGCCCUCUGAAUAAACAAGAAUUGGCCAAGAAAGAAAUUGAUGUGAUUUCAGUUCCUAGCAAGUGUCUCCUCUUAGUACAUGAGCCUAAAUUAAAAGUGGACUUAACAAAAUAUCUGGAGAACCAAGCAUUCUGCUUUGACUUUGCAUUUGAUGAGACAUCUUCGAAUGAAAUUGUCUACAGGUUCACAGCAAGGCCACUGGUGCAGACAAUCUUUGAAGGAGGAAAAGCAACUUGUUUUGCGUAUGGCCAAACAGGAAGUGGCAAGACACAUACGAUGGGUGGAGACCUCUCAGGAAAAGGCCAGAAUGCAUCCAAGGGCAUCUAUGCCAUGGCCUCCCGGGAUGUCUUCCUCCUGAAGAAUGAGCCCCGCUACCGGAAACUGGACCUGGAAGUCUAUGUGACCUUCUUUGAGAUCUACAAUGGGAAGCUCUUUGACUUGCUCAACAAGAAGGCCAAAUUGCGUGUGCUGGAGGACGGCAAGCAGCAGGUGCAAGUGGUGGGACUGCAGGAACACCUGGUUAACUCUGCGGAAGAUGUCAUCAAGAUGCUCGACACAGGCAGUGCUUGCAGGACCUCUGGGCAGACAUUUGCAAAUUCCAACUCUUCCCGCUCCCACGCCUGCUUCCAGAUUCUUCUUUGAGCCAAAGGGCGAGUGCAUGGCAAGUUCUCUUUAGUAGACUUAGCAGGGAAUGAGCGAGGAGCAGACACUUCCAGUGCUGACCGGCAGACCCGUAUGGAGGGCGCAGAAAUCAACAAGAGUCUCCUGGCUCUGAAGGAGUGUAUCAGGGCCCUGGGACAGAACAAGGCUCACACCCCAUUCUGGGAGAGAAAGCUGACACAGGUGCUGAGGGAUUCCUUUAUCGGGGAGAACUCAAGGACCUGCAUGAUUGCUAUGAUCUCACCAGGCAUAAACUCCUGUGAAUAUACUUUAAACACCUUAAGAUAUGCAGACAGGGUCAAGGAGUUGAGCCCUCACAGUGGACCCAGUGGGGAGCAGCCAAUUCAGAUGGAAACGGAAGAGACUGAAGUCAGUUCUAACGGGGCCCCGAUCACAGGCAAUUUCUCCAAGGAAGAGGAGGAAUUGUCUUCUCAGAUGUCUAGCUUUAAUGAAGCCAUGACUCAGAUCAAUGAGCUGGAGGAGAGGGCCAUGGAAGAACUCAAGGAGAUUAUCCAGCAUGGGCCAGACUGGCUUGAGCUCUCUGAGAUGACCGAGCAGCCGGACUAUGACCUAGAGACCUUUGUGAAUAAAGCAGAAUCUGCCCUGGCCGUGCAAACCAAGCACUGCUCAGCCCUGCAAGAGGUCAUCAAAGCCUUACGCCUUGCCAUGCAGCUGGAAGAGCAGGCCAGCAGACAAAUCAGCAGCAAGAAACGUCCCCAGUGA
This is a messenger RNA of Chrysochloris asiatica (Cape golden mole), 2172 nucleotides long. It is a transcript of the gene KIF2C, whose product is annotated as kinesin family member 2C. Gene Ontology annotation, biological process: microtubule-based movement. The record is from RefSeq and is a predicted model, not a curated record. The transcript has 21 exons. Lineage: Eukaryota; Metazoa; Chordata; Mammalia; Afrosoricida; Chrysochloridae. Gene Ontology annotation, molecular function: microtubule binding; ATP binding; microtubule motor activity.